GUCUCCUUUCCCAACUUCUCAUUUCUCUCUUUCGCAGUGAAACUUUAUAAAAACAGUACUGAGAAACCAAGAUGACCACGCUAAACAUGGCGGAAACCCUAGAAAACCUAAUCGAUAACUCCCAAGAAACGGAUUACACCUACGAUCCUGAAGAAGAUGACAUUGAUCUCUCCCUCCUCCGUCUCAACAGCUUCGGGAACUCCUCCGAUCGCCGCCGUGCGAACUCGUCUCCUCCGCAGUUUCGAUCAUACGGAUCUUUCGGCUCAUCUUCGACCGCCGGAAUAACCAGCCCCGUGAAACGUCCAUCGCCGGAAUCGAAGGAUGCUGAGGAGCCGAGACGCAAGAAGCUGUUUCUUCAACGACCUGAGGAGGAAGAGCAAGAAGUAGUAGAAGAAGACGCGAAUCUCAUGGGAUAUUCUAAGAUUCCGCUUCCGGUGGUUGUUCUCAACCCGAAUCGAAUCCGUUCGCCUAUUUACAAGCGAUCUUUAUCGGAUACAUUUGCUUCGCCCGCUGGAUCUAUGCUCGGGUCGGGUAAUUCACGAAACGGCGUCGCUCAAGAAACAUCGCCGCCUUUAGGUAAUUCCCCUUCUCUCCCGCCGCGUCCACCGAUGUUCAGGAGGUCUGUCUCCGAUGUUUCUCCCGCACCUUCCUCUUCCAAGUCUCUUCUUAGAUCUUCUCGCUCCAAUGCAAUUCGUGAAGGUGAUUUCGUGAAUCCAGAAAGCUCUGAAGCCAAUAAGAUGCUGUAUGUUAUCAAGGAUGGAGUUCGUGAAUUGGAUCAAUGGUGUAACAAGCUCCUUAAGUACGGUGAAGCAGCAGUCUCCUCUGUGAAACAAGACGACAGUCCUAAGUGCCAGGUAGAAGAUGAGGUAGUAGUACAAGAGGAGCAACAGAAAGAGGGUAAAGAAGGUGUGAAGGUGGAUAGAGUUGGCGAGGCCUUUGUGGUUGAGAUCAACUGUCCAUGUGGAAGAAACUACCGAACUCUCUUCUCAGGCCGUGACUGCUACUACAAGCUCUUGUAGAAAUGGUGACUGCUACUUUUUGCAGUUGUUGACAUUCACAUUCUUUGAUCAUCAUUCAUCACCAUUAGUUGAAGGAGUAUAUCUCAUGCUCUGCAUAUUCAUCACAUAGGUUUUCUGUAGAUAAACAACAUGACACACUGUGACUGUUUCGUGCUUGUAUAGAUACUAGCUAUACACAUCUGUUCCAUUCUCAUAUACACACUGUUUCGCCCUUGUAUAGAUACUAACUAUACCUAUAUACAUUUGUCCCCUUGUCAUAUACUCUUGGUGUAUUCGGUUACUUGAAAAUACUCUUAAACAUGUUUCAUAUGGAAAGUUUGAUUUC
Molecule: messenger RNA, 1344 nt
Organism: Camelina sativa (false flax)
Lineage: Eukaryota; Viridiplantae; Streptophyta; Magnoliopsida; Brassicales; Brassicaceae
Source: RefSeq, a predicted model, not a curated record